AUGUCUGCUUGGUCCGCGCUGAAACGACAUGCCGGCCGCAAUCAAACGGGUCCCAUGGAGGACUUCGACGUGACUGACGAGCAGGAGCAGAGCGCCAUCGCGCGGGCUCUCGCCAACGCGUACAACGCCAGCUCCAUUAAGAGCAGCCCCGCUAUUCUCUCUCAUCCAGCCGACGUUUCCCACAGCGCGUACCUCCCCUCGCCGUCUCCCAAGGGCAUGGCGUCCGCGCCGCUCUACACGCGCAACCGCAGCUCCGUGUCUCAGAAUACCAAUCCCGGUCCCCUUUACGUCCCGCGCCACGUCAGCUCCGGCCGAACUUCAGAGCAUGCUUCCGGCAGCAGCAACGGUCGCACGAUGACGUCAUCCUCGUUCAAAAUGCGUGAAGUCACCAUCCGCGAAUAUUCUGUCGAAGAUUCGCUUCCAGAUAAUCUUGGGAGCAUCAUGGGUGCGCCUCCGCAGUUCCCGCGCAUGACUCACUCCAGCCCGCACAUCGAGCCGCCGGCGCCGACUUACACUCGCCGGUCGGCCGCCAGCCGGUCGAACGGCCCUGCCGACAUCGGCAGCAGCGUUCCUAACUUCCCCACGCAGCCAUUGGUCUCCCAGUCCGUGCCACGUCAGCCUGGCCUCGGUCUCCCCCAAUCAGAGCAAUCCGCGGGGAGUCAAACUUCUCGCUACACGAACAUUGCUAUCAAGCCAGGGAUGGCUUACCAGCCGCGAUCGGCGCGCGGAGGGCAGUCGAAGCCUGCGUACAACACCGGAGCAUCGUCGUACGUCCCGGCGGAGCGCAUGGACGAUGCUGGAAGCGACGGACGCUGGUCGCACAACAGUCGCUCAAUGAGCUCCAACGGCGGGGGCCUGCUCCCGAAUCCCACGGACGUAUCGGGUGCGUCCACUUGGACGCGGCAAUCCAGUAGCAUGCCGUACUGGUCUGCGCAGGCGCCUAUGGGUGCGAUGCCAUCCAGCCGGCCCGUGUCUGGCUCGUUCGCCGGCGGUAGGGUUGGUGGUGGGGUAGCUCCUGGCAUGGGUGCUGGCGGAGAUCCUAAGGGCAAGCAGUGCCGCACGGAGCUGGAGGAGGACGUGUCCGCGGCUGAGGCGACGACCCGUCAAAUGCUCAACCACCUCUCCGUCGCUGAUCGUCUGCCCGUCAGCCAUUGUGCACCACGCCUCGAACGCGGACGGUUCAAAACUAUCCCGUUGACGAUUCUGAACGAGGAUGCGCCUUUCACGGCCAGACGCGCCAAGCCCGCUGCUGCGCCCGCCGCCCGUCCCGCUGCCCCGCUCCGCCCGCACUCGUCUCCCGCCGAUCGUCCGCGUCCUUCGCCUGGCAGCGGGAGGGGCGGCGGAAGAACCGGUGCGAAUAGCGGCGUCCGCUUGCCAAUGAAGAGCGAGCCGCGCCACGCGUCCGAUGACGACGACGACGUGCCGCUGGGAAAGCUAGCGGCCGGAGCGGGAUCGGCGCCUCGGCCGGGGGAUAAACGGCCAGCGGAGCGGUAUCCGGGGAACGGGGGAGCGCGGGACGGCAGCGGCGGGGGUCGCGACGGACCGAGCCCCGCGGAAAAGCGGGCGAAGGCUGAACCUGUGACUGUAAAGCGGGAAACCGAUCCGCGCGGUUCUAGGGACGGGGGAAACGCGGGGAACGGGUCCGGCGGGGCGGGGAGGGUGAAACCCGAACGGGCAGAUGAGGACGACGAGAAGCCGAUUAGGAGCUUGCGUCCGGGCAGCGGGCAGGGUAGCGGGCAGGGUAGCGGGCAGGGCAGCAGACAGGGCAGCGGGCAGGGCAGCGGGCCGGGCAGGGGGGUGAAGAAAGAGGAGAAGGCGGAGAGCGAAGAGGAGGACGAGGAGGGGAGUGAGGAGGAGGGGAGCGAGGAGGAGGGGAGUGAUGAAGAGGGGAGCGAGGAGGAGGGGAGCGAGGAGGAGAGCGAGUCUGAAAGCGAUGAGGACGUGCCUCUAGCCAAGCGAGCCGGGGCGGGUGGGGCCGCUGGUGGUGCUGCCGGUGCAAAGCCGGGUGCCAGAGCGCCGGCCAAGACACCGACAAAGCCAGCAGGGAAGGGCGCGGCAAAAGGCAGUGCGGCUGGAGGGGCGAAGAAGGGGAAGAAGGAGGACAACUCGGUGAAGUGGAAGACGCUUUCCCAUAAUGGCGUGAUCUUCCCGCCGCCCUACACGCCCCACGGCGUGAAGAUGCUGUACAAUGGCAAGCCCGUCGACCUCACUCCCGCCCAGGAAGAGGUAGCCACCAUGUUUGCAGUGAUGCGGGAGACAGAGUACGCGACGAAGCCGGUGUUCCUGAAGAACUUUUGGAACGACUGGCGCAAGAUAUUGGGGCCUAGGCACGUGAUUCAGAAGCUGGAGCUGUGCGACUUCACACCCAUCUGGGACUGGCACCUGGCGGAGAAGGAGAAGAAGAAACAGAUGACGUCAGAGGAGAAAAAGGCCCUGAAGGAGGAGAAGCUUAAGGCAGAGGAGAAGUACAUGCAUGCAGUGAUCGAUGGGCUGAAGGAGAAGGUCGGCAAUUUCCGGGUGGAACCUCCAGGGCUGUUCAGAGGGCGGGGCGAGCAUCCUAAGAUGGGCAAGCUAAAGCGGCGGAUAAUGCCAGAAGACAUUGUGAUCAACAUUGGAAAGGAGGCACCCGUGCCUGAAUGCCCCAUACCCGGCCACAGGUGGAAGGAGGUGCGGCACGACAACACGGUGACGUGGCUGGCGUACUGGUUUGACCCGAUCAACCAGAAGGACUUCAAAUACGUCUUCCUCGCUCCCAGCAGCCGCCUCAAGGGGCUGUCGGACAAGGAGAAAUAUGAGAAGGCACGGAAGCUCAAGGACCACAUAGGCAAGAUCCGUGCCACCUACACGAAGCACUUCACAUCCAAGGACGACCAGAUUCGACAGGUGGCCGUUGCCACAUACCUCAUCGACCGGCUGGCACUGAGAGCAGGGAAUGAGAAGGACGAUGACGAGGCGGACACGGUGGGUUGCUGCUCGCUCAAAGUGGAGCACGUCACGCUCGUGCCGCCCUCCUCGUUGCAGUUUGACUUCUUGGGUAAGGACUCGAUCCGCUAUUUCAACACAGUCGAAGUGGAGCCGCUCGUGUACAAGGCGAUAGGGACGUUCAGGAAGGGCAAGAAGAAGGACGAGGACCUGUUUGACAAGCUGGACACCACGAAGCUCAACUCGCACCUCAAGGAGAUCAUGCCCGGGCUCACUGCGAAAGUCUUCCGUACCUACAACGCGUCCAUUACGCUUGACACACUGCUGCAAGACACGGUAGGGAGUCUGGUGGUGGAGAAGGUGGCGGACUACCAGCGCGCCAACAAGGAGGUGGCAAUUCUGUGCAAUCAUCAGCGCGCCGUGUCCAAGGCGCACUCGGCGCAGAUGGAGAAGAUGCAAGCCAAACUGAAGGAGCUGGAGGACGCCGUUGAGGAGAUGGAGGAGGAUUUGGAUCGAGCACAGAAGGGGAAGCCGCCUGUGAAGAGAGAAGGCGAGGGCGCCAGGAAGGUCAACCCUGAAGUACUCGAGAAGAAGCUGGCACAAUCCAAGGCACGGCUGGAGAAGAUGAAGUUAGACAUGAGCAUAAAGGACGAGCUCAAGACGGUGGCGCUGGGCACAUCGAAGAUCAACUACAUGGACCCGCGCAUCACCAUCGCCUGGUGCAAGCGCCACGAGGUGCCUAUAGAGAAGAUCUUCAACAAGUCGCUGCUUGCCAAGUUCGGAUGGGCCAUGGAUAUCUUCAACAAGUCGUUGCUUGCCAAGUUUGGAUGGGCCAUGGAUGUCUCUCCUCUCCGGACUUCCGCGUCUAGCAACACACUCUUCCCUUUUCCUUGCCCCCCUUCCCCUGCGUGCCUGCCGCCCCUCUAUUGUCACCCAUCCACGCAGAUCUUCAACAAGUCGCUGCUUGCCAAGUUCGGAUGGGCCAUGGAUGUCUCUCCGGAUUUCCGAUUCUAA
Messenger RNA from Closterium sp. Naga37s-1, 3936 nucleotides. NCBI's taxonomy places the organism in Eukaryota, Viridiplantae, Streptophyta, Zygnematophyceae, Desmidiales, Closteriaceae. The record is from the annotation of a GenBank genome assembly.